GUGCGAAAUGACCUCAGCACGGUCAGCACCCGAGGCGACUCGCUCGGUACUGAAGGCCGUGGCUAGCUUUCUACGCGUAUAUAGUACUCCCGUCCAUGCACCGGUGGAAAGUGGUUACCUCACAAGCAGCUCACGGGACUGGCGGGCGACACAGCCGGUCCUUGGCUGUGAUAGGCGCUGAGUGGCCGGUUAUAUUAUCCGCCUAUUGAUUGAUAUGUUGAGCAUUCACAGUGGCACUCUGCAAAGCUGUGCUUGCAAGACCCUUACGUAGACGGGGUCCAAUUCAACCAACUCAUCAUUGCUACUGGUGGUUCCCCUCCAUUAUCUGUAAUUGAUAUGUUUUGUUACCGUUCCCAAAUCGUAUUCGUCACUCUGGGUUAAUCCUGAUUUCCUUGGAUCAUCUGUCACAAGUGACUUUUUUUCCUGUUUUCAUCCUCGCGAUUCCAGUUUUCUCGUCGCCUCCCCUGUCUGUUUGCCAACUUUGGACAAGGGUCGGGAAAGGCUGCGCGGAUCGGAGGGGGUGCGAGCAUUGCGGAUGCGAUAAAUAUGAAAUAAUGUGCGCAGAGUGCAAAGUACUGGCAGGAUCCUUUCCGUAUCGAGAGCACCCGCACUCCCACACUGCCUGCCACUGGUGGCUCCCGAAGCUAGAGCCUUGGACCCAAAGGUAGGCAGGCCAACGCGAGCUCAGUCUCACUCCAUGAGCAUGACCAUUCUUCCCCAACCUGCCAAUUCCCCAGCAUCAGGAUGAAAUCAGCGGACCCAGGGUCCUUUGGGCCCUCAAGGUAGCAGGCUUGCUGUGGCUAGUCGGGAGACCUCCACCAUCGAAUAACAGCUCCCGCCUUCCUUUAGGGAUGUCUGGUCAAGGAACAGGCCAUCAGGUUCCCUUCAAGCCAUGUCCAACGCGGCGCUGUUUCAUCCACUCGUUGCUCUCCUCGACUUGCUCCACUCGGUAGCAUCACCCAUCCAUGCGUCUGGCCCCUCCCAUCCAUGCUUGUUUGCUUGUCUGGAUUCAUUUUCCAUGUUCUUUGGGCUUGUCACAAUCGAUCGAUGGAUUCCCAUCCUUGCUGGCUUAUCCCGCUGGGGCCCUGUUUCUGCCCUUUGGGAUUUUUUUCCCUUGAAUCUGGACCUUGUCUAACAGUCAGUUUUCUUUUUCAGGCUUCGCUGUCCUCCUUCGACCGCCACGAACCCAUUAUUGCCGACAUACCCCCAUAAUUGAACAUACCGUUUCGUCUUACCGCCGACUCACAUUUCCCAUUCCACAUCACAUCACUUCCCACUUGUCGCCCCCCUUCCCCAGACACUCUUCGAUUGAGGCGUGCGCCCAGUGAUACUAGCCCGCACUGUGCCCAGUUUCUGCAAGUAGACCGAGUCAUAGCUGCUGCACAUGAGUCCAUUCGACGCGACCUAAACCAACAGUGGCAAAAAAAAGCUCAAUGCCUCUCCAGAGCUCUGCCUCGAGAUAGCAUCGCCUUCGUGCCCUCUGGGAGAUUUGUCAGGAUAAUACUUCAACUCCGAGGGCAUCUCUGGCCUUUUUGAUCAUUCAACUCCCUGCUUUACCCAAAUCUUACCCGUCGAAAAUGGCUUCCAGCAAGGAUAAACAUCUUCUCACAAUCGCUCCAGGCCCCGGGCCAUUGCGAGAAUACAAGCCCUUGACAAAGAACAAGAAGAGCUCGAGUGCAUGUUUGCCAUGUAAGCAAGCAAAGAGAAAGUGUACUGGACGACCGGCCCCAUGUAAGGCUUGUGAGAAUAACAAAAGUGAAUGCGUUUUCGACGAGUCGAAAGAUCUUAGGCGCAAGCUCGCUGCGAAACAAACCAGCAAAGAUCUAGCAAAGACGUCAGAGGAUCUCGAAUACUAUCGGCGUGUUCUAAGAAUCCUCGUAGGGCAGCUGCGCACGUCAACAGGCGAAAAGCUUGAGGAUCUCUUGACAGUUGUGCGCCAAGGUCGCGGUGACCUGGAUGAAGUCGCCACGAACAUUCUUCAGAGAUUUCCCCAUGCAUUCGAAACAGCUUUUCCCGAGGGAUCGCCAGCUGAUGCGAGCGACACUAGCUCCGAGGACCUAAGAAGUCCUGAGGACCUGCAAAGCGUCGGAAGCCAGGAUAGCAGCGCAAUGGUCAAUCAUUCCAGGAUUUCCAUCAGAGAGCUCUGUGAUACUCCCCUUCUGCGGGUUGAAUGUCGUGCAUGGACGGCUGUCACGCAGGAUGAUCACCUUGUCUCUCAUCUGAUAUCAGUAUAUUUCACGUGGGAUCACCCACUAAUGCAGGUGGUUGAUCAAAAUCUGUUCCUGGAGCACAUGAAGCUGGGUGACACAAGGUCAAAGUUCUGUAGCCCUAUGCUCGUGAACAGCAUUCUAGCAUUGGCGAGCAUAUAUUCGCAUUAUCCUGAGGUAUAUGGCGCCCCGGGAGACAUAUAUUCUCGAGGUCAGCAUUUCUUCGAGGAAGCAGAGAAACAGUGGAAGGCCCAAGAGGGUCGACCUUCACUGACCAAUAUUCAGGCUCUGGCUUUGAUGAGCCACAAUUUGAAGCUUCAAGGAAAGGACAAUGCUAGCUGGCUCUAUCUUCGUCAAGCUGUACAACUUGGGCAAGACCUUGGCAUUUUCAGAUCGUCAAGCUCAAGACCCAGCGAAUGGGACCGGAUGCCGGACGAACUCAAGCAUUCUAGCGCCCGAACCGCUUGGGGUGUCUUUAUAAUGAACUCACACAUGUCCAUGGAAUCUCGCAGAAUAUCAAAUCUCGAAAUACCCAGAUUGACACUCAGUGAGAUGGACGGUCCACAAAGCGACACCAUGUGGGUUCCCUACCCUGUUCGAGACCGCGAAUAUUACCCAGAAAGAUUGGCAAAUCUUCCGUAUGUCUUGAGGAAAAUGGUGGACUUGACCGAGACCGUCUUGGAUAUACAAAGCCUUUUCUUUGACAGGGCUUUCAAUAUGGGCAUCGACAAGGUGUGGAAAGAGGUAGACUCAUUGUAUAGUCGCCUUGAAGAUUUUCUUCAAAGUCUCCCUGACACGGAGAUUAUUGAUGGGGAACCUAUUCCACAAAUGUUAUUUCUGCAUAUAAAGUGCCACCAAGUCAUCAUCUUGCUUCUGGGUCUUCUUCUCGAGCAGCGAAAUACGGAAACGUCACUAGAUCCGAGCACGAUCGAAUGGGUUCAAACCAGACAGAUCAAUGCCGCAAGACAGAUUGCCGACUACCUCGAUUUGUAUUGUCGACACUAUGGAUUGCCACAUACGCCCAGUCUGAUUUUCGGCCCUGCGAAGAGCGGCGCGCUCACGUUACUCCCGUUUCUGAAUGACGAAUCAGUCAGCGCAGCGUUCUCUGUGUUAUGGAAGUUUCUCGAUUCAUUCAGCAGAAAAUUCCCCGCCGCGAAAGAUGCCUUGUUUGAAAUCUAUUCCGUACUCGAUAAUUCGCCAAAUCCGUUGCCGGAAGAAGUUGUCGCUUCAGUCCAACGCCGAGACUCAGAAUGCUCAUAAUGCCAGGAUGCUGAUGGAAUAGAAUCCGGAGGCGCGAAGUUAACGUGCGAAAUGAGGACUUGGAAGAUGGAUAGCGGCAUACUCAGAUUCGUGCGCCUACCAGUAAUGCUGGAGGAUUUCGUACGCGCGGAAAUGGAAGGGACAACCGAGGGGUGAAUGCCUGAAGGCUGGUCGGUGGUGAUACUUGGAGGAAUAAAAGAGGUCUUGCAUCGAGAAUGGGUCUAUUCAUCAGCGAUAUUAGCGGCCCUGGAAGCGUUAAGGGGUCAACAAAGGUAUGAUGAUUGAGCAGGCUGGCCGACACCCCAUCCUUUCAUGGUGAGUUCGCGGUGAGGAUUACUCCUCUAUUCCACGAGGGAGCAGGGAGAACAGUCUGAAGCCGUCAGGGAGCUCUCUGCCUCAUCACCACGUCCUUUGACGGAAAGAGGCUUGCAUGCUGAGAGCUAACUGACGAAGACGGCAACGAACUAUUUUCCGCAAGUGUCUGAACGCCACUACGGAGCGCCGUAGAUUUGUUUUCGGAUGAAUGAGCAUGGAAACGGUUUCCUUGCUCUCGAAUUGGUUGAUCUACGGAUAAAUCAUCCCAGCCUUCUUACAGGUCGGCUGAGCUAUUUCAUGCCAUGGUACCUCCACACUAUCUCGUGACGGCGUCCCUGAGAGCCGGCGGAUUAGUCUUAGACUUGGACGAGCGGGCCCUUUAUUACGACCUUUUCUUCUAGUAGUUCGCAAUUGUGCCUCGUGAGGAUAGUGUGUUGGCAAAUGAUGCGCUGUUCAUAUAAGGAUCACCGACAACUAUUAGUUGACUACGAAGAGAGCUUUUGAAUGGUAUGGUCGUGGACCCCGGGGUACUCGGAAGGGCAUGCAAUUCUUUCACAACUGGAAUACCGUUACAGAAAACCGGACUAGGAUUUGUGUGCAUAUCACAUCAAGACAAUUUAGACACCAUAGGAUCAGAAUAUCCUUUUCAACUCAAACGAGUUUGUAGCAAAUACACAGUAUUUCACUCAUGUUGUGAUUAACACACUGCUAUUGAUUGUGUCUACU
Aspergillus calidoustus is the source of this 4508-nucleotide messenger RNA. NCBI's taxonomy places the organism in Eukaryota, Fungi, Ascomycota, Eurotiomycetes, Eurotiales, Aspergillaceae. The record is from the annotation of a GenBank genome assembly.